AUGAAAUGUUUUAGUCGUCAAGGUUUCGUCAGCAUUCUGUAUCCAGCUUCGUUGAGACUCGAUUUGUUCGCUCAUCCCUCCCCACCCUCCGACCCCUCCCCUGUUCUCAAUCCGCAUUUGAACUUUCAGCUCCAGGGCAUCUCAUUUGAGAACGAUGCUAAAGAGCAGAUCUCGGCGUAUCGCGACCGUCGAUUCCGCGGCACGCAGGAGGAGUUCGAGCAGGCGCUGAAGGCAUCUACCACGGUUUACGUGGGUAACUUGUCGUUUUACACCACGGAGGAGCAGAUCUACGAGGUGUUUUCCAAGGCGGGCGAGAUCCGACGCAUUGUAAUGGGACUCGAUAAGAAUACAAUGACGCCCUGCGGCUUCUGCUUCGUUGCGUACUACGUGAGGGAGGACGCGGAGGACGCGGUCAAGUACGUCAGCAGCACGAUCCUGGACGACCGGCCAAUCAGAGUGGACUUUGACUGGGGCUACGAGGACGGGCGGCAGUGGGGGCGGGGGAGAAGCGGAGGGCAAGGUGUGCCUGAAGGGGAGGGGGGGUUAAGGGGGGGGGGGGGGGGGAGGGGGGGGCGGGGGAGGAGUGGAGGGCAUGUCAGGGGGGGCGGGGGAGGAGUGGAGGGCAAGUCAGGGGGGGCGGGGGAGGAGUAUCGAACCGACUAUGACCCAGAUAUGGGGGUACGGCAAGCUGGAGGGUAUGGCAAGCUAGUACAGAAGGAGAUAUCAGCCAUUCAGCAGUACGGAGCGCCGCUCUUCAUGCCGGGAGAGGGGGGGAGUCCGGGAGGCAUGCCCCCCUCCUUUGGCCACUCGCCCUCUGUGCCCCGGCAGCCCAUGAGUCACCGCAUGCAGCAGCGACUGGGCAAUCAACAGGGACCGAGGCGGGCACAGCGCUACUCAAGGGAUGACAGGCAGAAGGGCGGCUACAGAGAUGGGGGUGGGGGAGGAGGCGGUGGGAUGCGCAAGAGAGGGAGAGACGACGACGAGCAGAUGGAAGAAGCAGGGAGGGAGGGACGGGGGGGCAGGGAAGAGGGAGGGGAGAGGCGAGGGGGAGGAAGGGACGGAGGGGGGCGAGCUCGGUUCAGGGAGAGGGGGGAUGAUUCGGACGACGAGGGGGACAAGGCAUGA
Closterium sp. Naga37s-1 is the source of this 1125-nucleotide messenger RNA. The record is from the annotation of a GenBank genome assembly. NCBI's taxonomy places the organism in Eukaryota, Viridiplantae, Streptophyta, Zygnematophyceae, Desmidiales, Closteriaceae.